AUGGAAGCCGAACGGGAAAAAAUGCGACGGAACAUUAGAGAAAAGUACAAUAUCAAGACGAAAGACAACGGAAAUGAGUACAUAGAAGGACGAAUGGUGGGCAACCGCAAAACUGCUGAGCAAAUGGCCCUCGAUCAGCAACAUGCUGAGGAUAGUAUUGUUGGUCAACUCGGUUUGACAGAAGCACUUGAAAAGGCGAAAACGACGGUCAAUGGAGCGGUGGACACCGUGAAGGGUAUAUUUACCUUUGGACCCUUUUCAAAAUAG
This is a messenger RNA of Ostertagia ostertagi, 267 nucleotides long. The record is from the annotation of a GenBank genome assembly. NCBI's taxonomy places the organism in Eukaryota, Metazoa, Nematoda, Chromadorea, Rhabditida, Trichostrongylidae.